Molecule: messenger RNA, 1868 nt
Organism: Colletes gigas
Lineage: Eukaryota; Metazoa; Arthropoda; Insecta; Hymenoptera; Colletidae
Product: pyridoxine/pyridoxamine 5'-phosphate oxidase
Exons: 6
Coding region: 131-862 (243 amino acids)
Biological process (GO): pyridoxine biosynthetic process; pyridoxal 5'-phosphate biosynthetic process
Molecular function (GO): pyridoxamine phosphate oxidase activity; FMN binding
Source: RefSeq, a predicted model, not a curated record
UUUCAAUGAGGAAGGGAGAUAACCUCCAAGUUCAUAAAAUGCGUUUACACUACAGAUACGUGUUAAAUUAUUUGUGGAAUCAUUCAGCGUGUGUGUUCGUUUUUAUCAGUUUGUGAUAGUAUUAUAUACCAUGUCGUCCGUAAAACCCGUCGCUCAGGAUGUGAACUAUAUGAUUGAUAUCGGAGGUAUUCGAAUUAAAUAUAAAGAUAAAAGCGAAACUUUUACCGAAGAUCGUCUCGCGAGCAAGGAGCCUAUUGGUCAAUUCAAAGCAUGGUUUGACGAAGCAUGUAACGCCCCGCAAAUUUUCGAGCCGAAUGCUAUGUUCCUUGCCACGGCUACUAGAGAUGGGAUUCCAUCGGUGCGAGCUGUUUUGCUCAAAAGUUUUGGCACAGAUGGAUUCAAAUUUUACACGAAUUACGAGAGCAGAAAAGCUCGCGAACUUGCUGAGAACCCGAAUGCAGCGCUGACGUUUUACUGGGAGCCUUUAAGACGAAGCGUGCGCAUAGAAGGCAAAGUUGAGAAAACGUCAGUAGAAGACUCGGAUCGUUACUUUCAAAGUCGGCCAUACUCGAAUCAGAUAGGAUCUAUGGCUAGCAAACAGAGUGCAAUAAUCGCAAGUAGACAAACGCUCAUCGUGAAAGAAAGGGAAUUAACGGCUCAAUUUCCGGAAGGACAAGUUAAAAGACCAAGCUGCUGGGGUGGUUAUAUCGUUAUUCCACAUUCCGUAGAAUUUUGGCAAGGUCAAAGCGAUCGUUUGCACGAUAGAAUUCGUUUCAGACGACCUAAACCUACCGAGAAAAUCGAUAACAUUCUCGUGCAUCAGGGAGACAACGGAUGGGUUUAUGAAAGAUUAUCUCCGUAAAUAUUAAAAAACUUAUAUGUAUUCCGAAUAGACAUUAAUAUUACAGUAUAUUGUUAGAUAGACAAAAAACGUAAGCGGGUGGGGUUAGGUAUACUUCCUUGAAAUUUUUAGAAUUUCUCUUUGUAAUCCUGAAAUGUAAAUACAUAUUGUUACUUGUUCCGAAUAUGUUCAUAAUUGUUGCUUGUUCCGAAUAAUAUAAAAAUGUGAAAUAAAAAAAGAUCACUGACAAGAGGAUGACCUCAAUUAUAUCAUUUCGAUUUUAACGAUCUUUGGGAUCAUCUUCUUGCAAGUCGUUGCCUCCAAUAAUUAACUACGUAUAAUUAAUUACCCUCUCGAUUUUUCCACACUGUCUCAACAUCGAAAAAUCCAUCUUCCUCUAUAAGAUUUUGAAAUUGUCUCAUUCCUCCCCCAACUCCAAAAUAGUAACUUUUACCAGCAAUGAACCUGAGGAUAGCGCGCGACACGAUGUUACUCUUAAACCUAUAGUAACCUGAUUCAAUUUUACGACGUAAUGAUUAUACUUGCCCAACGCCAUCGAGUUUUAGUUUUUGUUUAAAAACUUCGUAAAGCUUUCUAUGAUUGUCAGGAUUAUAAAUCGUUUCACUCGUGAAAAUUAAAUCGUAUUGUGCAACCUCGUUCGUGGAAUUCGAAUCAUUUAGUUUCGUAAAUGACUCCCAGUCGCCACAAAAAAAUUUACAUCUCUUUGAAAGGCUUUCUCGAUCCUCGAAAUUUAGUAAAACGUUUGGGAUCGUUACGGUUCUAAUCACCUCUAUAUUCUACAAAACUGUUUGUUAAUACGUGCUAUUUUGGAAAGAUCAUUACAAAUGCAAGCUGAACGAUACGAACAUAAUCUUGAAAAUGAACGAUGGAAUUGUUUAGAAGAGCGAUCAGACCGAUGAUACCGGCACCACAUCCUAAAUCCAAGACAACUUUGUCUUGAAAUUCGAUAUUACGUUCGAAUACGUAAUGACCUAGGUCGUAACUGCAUUCCCAAAUUUUUAAACCA